This is a messenger RNA of Cylindrotheca closterium, 705 nucleotides long. NCBI's taxonomy places the organism in Eukaryota, Bacillariophyta, Bacillariophyceae, Bacillariales, Bacillariaceae. The record is from the annotation of a GenBank genome assembly.
AUGAACAUUCAACGUCAUAUACCGUACACCUCUAUCGAUCUUUCUGCAACACCAACGACAGCUCUGCAUUCACACUAUGAAAGACGACAGUCACGUCGCCUUUCAAGCUCCGAGUUUUCAACAGAGGAAUGCAGUGGUGACCCUUGCGCACGCGAGACAAGCCAAGAGUUUACCAUGCGCGAUAAGGGCAAAGCUAUGCUUAUCGAUGGGAUCGGCCAAUCCUGGAAAAUCAAAGGCCGCAUCGAUCCUUUCGGGGGCCGAGCUAUUCUCCAAGAGAACGGUAAAAUCAUUGCUGUUGUAAUCAGCGAACGAUCAGGAGGACGAUUUGAAUACAAGCUCUUGGGAAUCACACCCCUCUACCCAACACAGAAACCUCAUCGAACGACAAUCAAGGCCCAGAAACUUUAUGAACACAUAGUUAUUCGAAAGAAAAGUUCCUUUUCCAAUAACUUUGUGAUCCAAGGUCUUUGUGACAGAAUGGAGUAUGUUGCGCAAAGUACCUCAAAGUUUGGUCCCCUUCAACUCAAGGUAUACGAGAAAGAAUCUGGUCGAUACUGCGGUGCAGUGCGACAAUACUUUGAGGACGGCGAUGUGUCGUCAAGCUCAUGGCAAGUUCGGGUGGAAAAAGGAAUCAACCCAAAAAUCAUGGUGUGCUUGACUGCAAUUGCGAACAAAUCCAUGGGGAGAGCUGUGAUGUUGUGGUGA